UAUAAGACGAUCCACACCACCUUAUGUAUUGAUCUGAUUGGAAAAUCCCAUUUCUGUUUUGAAUUCAAAAUCAAUGGCGAACAAGAGCGUCAAGAAACCUCUUAGCCUCAACGAUAGUCACUAUCGCUUCCUUCAAGAUUUAUCUGCACCUCCAAAACCCUCUUCCAAACCCAUCGCUAAUGAUGAAUACGAAACACCGAUUCAACCCCGACGAAGCGUCGUUCCGCAAGAUAACGAUGAUACUAUUCCUCAGUUUUCUGCUAUUACCGACUUCGAUUCUCCAAUCGGUCAAAUUUCUCCGGAGAAUAAUCAACCUGUUAAUGUAGAAGAAACUCUUAUUCGCAACGAGGUUCCUCAGUUUUUCGAUAAUCGUGCUCGUAGCCAAGUUUCUCCGGAGAAUCGCCAACCAGAUAAUGUAGAAGAGGCUCCUUGUCGCAAUGAAGUUCAACAGUUUUUUGAUGAUUGUUCACUUCGUCAAAAUUUUCGAGGAAAUCGUCAACCAGUUAAGGUAGGAGAAGCUUUUCUUCCCAACGAGGUUCCACAGUUUUUGGAUAAUCAUUCUCUUGGUCAAAACUAUCUGGAGAAUCAUCAACCAGUUAAGGAUGAAGAAGCUUCUCUUCCCAAUGACGUUCCAAUGUUUUUUGAUAAUUGUUCACUUAAGGUGGAAAAGAAGACGAAGGUUAAGGUGCAAGGGAGACGUCGUCUUUGCAAGGUUGCUGACGUAGAUGCUGGAAAAAACGUGGCAGUUGAGGAGCCUAGGUUUGAUGAUCUUGUUGACUUUGAUUCGCCUGUUCCGGUACGGAAAAAUGUGAUUGAGAUUGAGGAGAGUGGGGCUAAGAGUGAAAUUAGGGAUAUUUUGAGUGAGCUCAGCUCCAAGUUUGAUGCGCUAUCAGUGGGCAAGAAGCCGAAGCCGGUGCCAAUGCCUGUUGAGUGUUUGGUGGGACGGAGGGAAAUUGUUGAAGAUGAGGGUUUGGAGUUUGAAAGUGCUGGAUCCUCAUUUUCUCCAAAACAGGACACCCAUGACAGUUCCUCAAAGGAUACAAAGAACGAUAGUGGUUGUGUUGAGUAUGAAUCAGAUGACUCGGUUCAGGAGAAUGAUGGUUCUAUAACACUGAAUGGCCCAAAAUCUACAUAUAAGUUGCAGGCUAAAAUUGCGAAAAUGUUGUAUCCACAUCAACGGGAAGGAUUGAAUUGGCUCUGGUCAUUGCAUUGUCGGGGUAAAGGUGGAAUUUUGGGAGAUGACAUGGGUUUGGGGAAAACAAUGCAGAUUUGUGGAUUUCUAGCUGGACUUUUUCAUUCCCGUUUAAUUACAAGGGCAUUGGUUGUGGCCCCAAAAACACUAUUGCCGCAUUGGAUCAAAGAGUUGGCCGUUGUUGGUCUAUCUGAGAUGACAAAAGAAUAUUUUGGAACUUGCGCAAAAGCCAGAGAAUAUGAACUUCAGUACAUACUUCAGGACAAAGGUGUUCUUCUCACCACAUAUGAUAUUGUCCGCAACAAUACCAAGUCCUUAAAGGGGUCCCGAUAUUUUGAUGACGAGGAAAGUGAAGACGGCCCUACAUGGGACUACAUGAUACUUGAUGAGGGACACCUUAUAAAGAACCCAAGCACUCAGAGAGCUAAAAGUUUGCUCGAGAUACCCAGUGCUCAUCGCAUUAUCAUUAGUGGCACACCAUUGCAAAAUAAUCUCAAGGAAUUGUGGGCAUUGUUCAAUUUCUGCUGCCCCGAGUUGCUUGGUGACAAAAAAUGGUUCAAAGAUAAAUAUGAAACACCUAUACUCCGUGGAAAUGAUAAAAAUGCGUCUGACAGAGAGAAGCGCAUUGGUUCAUCUAUAGCAAAGGAGCUAAGGGAUCAUAUUCAGCCUUACUUUUUGAGACGUUUAAAAAGUGAGGUUUUCAAUCAAGAUACGGAAAAAACAACUGCAAAACUUUCUCAGAAAAGAGAAAUCAUCGUGUGGCUUCGAUUGACCAAUAUUCAGCGGCAUCUUUAUGAAGCAUUUUUGAAGAGUGAAAUUGUUCUCUCAGCAUUUGAUGGUUCACCACUGGCUGCCCUUACGAUUUUGAAGAAAAUAUGUGAUCAUCCACUUCUGUUGACAAAGAGGGCAGCUGAGGACGUGUUGGAAGGGAUGGACUCAAUACUAAAGCCAGAGGAGGUUAAUGUUGCAGAAAAAUUGGCGAUGCAUAUAGCAGAUGUUGCAGAAACUGAUAAGUUUAGAGAGGAGCAUGACGUAUCAUGCAAAAUAUCUUUCAUCAUGUCAUUAUUGGAUAAUUUGAUCCCUGAAGGGCAUAAGGUGCUUAUCUUUUCUCAGACUCGCAAGAUGCUUAAUCUUAUUCAGGAAUGCAUAACAUCCAAAGGCUAUGAUUUUUUACGAAUCGAUGGCACAACAAAAUCCUGUGACAGAAUAAAAACUGUUGAUGAUUUCCAAGAUGGUAUUGGAGCUCCAAUAUUUCUGUUGACAUCUCAGGUUGGUGGUUUAGGACUGACACUUACAAAAGCAGAUCGUGUGAUUGUAGUUGAUCCUGCUUGGAACCCAAGUACUGAUAAUCAAAGUGUUGACCGAGCAUAUCGCAUUGGUCAAAAGAAAGAUGUAAUUGUGUAUAGACUGAUGACAUGCGGAACUGUUGAGGAAAAGAUCUAUAGGAAGCAGGUAUAUAAAGGAGGAUUAUUCAAAACAGUUUCUGAACAUAAAGAACAAACUCGGUACUUCUGCCAGCAGGAUCUUAGGGAGCUUUUCAGCCUCCCAAAAGAAGGAUUUGAUGUGUCUGUUACCCAACGGCAAUUGGAUGAGGAACACGAUUGUCAACAUACAGUGGAUGGCUCUUUCCAAACACAUAUAGAAUUCCUGAAAAGUCAGGGCAUAGCUGGAAUUAGCCACCACAGUUUGCUGUUUUCCAAGACAGAGCCAGUUCAAGAUGGUCCUGAGGAUGAAGUAAUAAGGACUCAUGGUACUAAACAUAUUGGAACUUCAUCAUCAUUAUCAUCUUCACAUGAGCGAAUUGUUGACGGGGCUGAGUUUGCCUUUAAUCCGAAGGAUGUUAAUAUACGCAAAAAAGAUUCUUCUCCCAGCAGUGCUGGUAAAUUGACCGAGUUAGAAAUCAAGGAUAGAAUUGUUCGGCUCUCCCAAAUGCUAACAAAAACGGAGAUGAUUUCUAAAUUACCUGACAAAGGGGAGAAACUACGGAGACAUAUUGCAGAGCUGAAUCGAGAACUCACUAAACUGAAGAUGGAGCAAACAAACGUGAUUGAUUUAGAUGAUUUUACCGGUGAAUUUGAAAGGGUGUUGAAUGUAUAGCUUAUUUAUUUACUAUAGGAAACAAGUUUAAUAGAACUUUUUCCUCAUUUAAGGUAGAAAAUGGUUUUUUCAACCUACUGGUUGAAGAUUGUUUAUUGAACUAUCGCAUUCUGCUUCUGAAAAUGCUAUAUCCUAGUUACUUUUAUCAACAUUAUUACGCAAUGCUGAAAGAGAAAAAGAAAGCUGAAUUGAAGAUUUUA
Messenger RNA from Cicer arietinum (chickpea), 3489 nucleotides. RefSeq names its product protein CHROMATIN REMODELING 24. Gene Ontology annotation, molecular function: DNA translocase activity; ATP binding. The record is from RefSeq and is a predicted model, not a curated record. Lineage: Eukaryota; Viridiplantae; Streptophyta; Magnoliopsida; Fabales; Fabaceae.